AGCGAGACAGAGAGCUUCAGUUUGAGAGAGAAAUAGCGCGAGAGAAAGAGAGAGGGUGAGAGAGAGAUAGAGAGAGAGUUUGAGACUGAAGAAGAGGGAGACGGGAAGAAGUUUAUGGUCGAUUCGAACAGAAAUUAAGUGAACUGAUCAUCCCAGACUCAACUCAACCACAAUCGAGAGAUAAAAAGAUUGGGUGUGUUUCCCGCGGUUCUGGAAAAGAAAGGAUAAGAGGAGAAAUUUAAUCCCAAGUUGAUUCACACAGCAGCUCUCUCUCUCUCUCUAGCUUCUGGGCACAGUUUUUAAGCAAACUCUAUAACCUGUGAAAAAAUUGAGGGUUUAAACACUUUGAUUACCAGCAACCAAAAGAAGCAUUAGUGUUUUUUGUCAACCAAAUUGAAAAGAGAAGAAAGCAAAUCAGUUUUCUAUUCAAUCUUACAGGUGAUGAACAUUGUUCUGUGGAUUGACAGCUGAGAAACGUUGUUUUGUGAUUACAUGCAUCUAUUAAACUUUUCACAUUUGAUGCAAAAAAUUCUGGUGGUGGUUCUUUUGCUACUGUUCCUUAGUUUGUUGUUUCUCCCUGUUUCGAUCGUUUACUCUUAUUCAGAUUUAAGGAACAGUUUGCUGGUAGAUUGUUCAGUUUCUUUGCAUCCAGUUAUGGCACCGAAGAUCGCGUCGAGAAUAACAAAAAGGUCCUUAGGACGAUAUGAUGUUCAAAGUGAUAACAAUGAGGCCGGAAUACUAAGAUUCUACGAUGAUCAAAGUUUGCAUGCUUCAAUAAGUGGAGCCAAGGAUAGUUUACUUAGUACUGAAACAAACCGUCAGAUUCAACCAAGAAAGCGAAAACAAGUGUCUCAGCUAGCACUGAGAGAAAAGGAUGAAUCUUCGAAAACUGGUGAACGUCGUGACAAACGAGCCAGAAGCGAUCAACAAGGUUCUACUGAGAUACAAAACCAAGGUCAAUGUUCCCAUAUGUUUGGUCAAGCAUUUUAUCAAAAAAGCAGACGAGUGUCAGUGGUGAAAUAUGAAGAUUCCGGCGAUAACAUUUACACAUGUGAUCAUUGUAAUGCAUCAUUCUGGUUUGGAGAAGCUAAUAAACGAUCAUCUUCGAAUGCACCUUUGAUCUAUGCAACUUGCUGCAAAAAAGGACAAAUCAAGCUUGAACAAGCAAAACCGACGCCAACUAUUCUUGAAAAUUUAUUAAAUCCAAAUAAUGGCUCAGAAAGUAGACUUUUCAGAGAAAAUAUCAGAAUUUAUAAUUCAAUGUUUUCUUUUACAUCAAUGGGAGCAGCAAUCGAUCAUAAAAUAAAUACUGGAUCAGGUCCUUACGUAUUUAAAAUUAGUGGUCAAGUACAUCAUUUAAUGGGUUCUUUAUUACCUUCUGACGGAGAACCUCCUAAAUAUGCUCAGUUGUAUAUAUAUGAUACAAAAAAUGAAGUUUUAAAUCGUAUUAAUGCACUUGAUCCUACUCAUGCUAAUGAAAAUAUCAAAUCAAACAUAGUUCAAGGACUUAUUGAAAUGUUUGAUGAAACUAAUGAUUUAGUAAAAGAAUUUCAUACAAUGAGAGAUAAAUUUGAAAAUCAUUCUUUACAUUCAUUGAAUAUGACUAUCGUCAACCUACUGAUAGUAAACAAUACGAAGUACCGACAACUGAAGAAAUUGGUGGUUUAA
Messenger RNA from Rosa rugosa (rugosa rose), 1668 nucleotides. RefSeq lists its product as uncharacterized. The transcript is spliced from 9 exons. Lineage: Eukaryota; Viridiplantae; Streptophyta; Magnoliopsida; Rosales; Rosaceae. The record is from RefSeq and is a predicted model, not a curated record. Bases 493 to 1668 code for a protein of 391 amino acids.